Messenger RNA from Naegleria lovaniensis, 1134 nucleotides. RefSeq lists its product as uncharacterized. Gene Ontology annotation, cellular component: cytosol. The coding region runs from base 1 to 1134 and encodes 377 amino acids. The transcript has a single exon. The record is from RefSeq and is a predicted model, not a curated record. NCBI's taxonomy places the organism in Eukaryota, Heterolobosea, Eutetramitea, Acrasida, Naegleriidae. Gene Ontology annotation, molecular function: FMN binding; oxidoreductase activity; flavin adenine dinucleotide binding.
AUGCUCGACAACACCCCUUCAAGAUCAUGCUGUGUUUUAUAUGGCUCCCAAACUGGUUGUGCUCAAGAAGUAGCUGAAAGAAUUCAAAGAGAAGCAAAGAGAAGACAUCUCCGAGUGAAGUUGAGUGCAUUAGAUGAUUAUCCGAUUGAGAAUUUAGCGUCGGAACCUUUAGUAAUAUUUGUUGUGUCCACCACUGGGCAAGGAGACGAACCAGAUAAUAUGAAGAAAUUUUGGAAUUUUAUGAGGAGAAAGAGUUUGUCUUCGGAAUGUUUGAAGAAUGUAAAAUUUACUGUUUUUGGAUUGGGAGAUUCUUCUUAUUCGAAAUUUAAUUUUGUUGCAAAGAAGUUACACCGAAGAUUACUGCAAUUAGGAGCCAUAGAAUUUUACAAUAGAGGACUAGCUGAUGACCAGCAUCCAAAUGGUGUUGAUGGUGCUCUAGUUGGUUGGUUGAGGGGCUUAUGGGAUAAAGUAAUGAUGAUCUAUCCAUUACCAGCAGGUGUAGAGAUUGUGUCCCCUCAUGUUACACCAGAGCCAAGAUAUCGCAUGGUCGUUUGUGACAAGAAUAAUGUUGAUUUAUCAAAAGUCAAUUCAUACAUAUUUAACACAUCAAAAUCUCAUCAAGGAUAUUGCAAGGAAAACCCUUACAUGGCCAGAAUGAUUGAAAAUAGAAGAAUAACUGCCGAAAAUCAUUGGCAAGAUGUAAGGCAUAUUGUUUUUGAAAACGAGGGCCAGCCUCUCCCUUACGCUCCUGGUGACGUUCUAGCUAUUUUACCAAGAAACACCAAAGAUCAAAUUGAUCAUCUGUUAAAACGAUUGGCACUUACUGGUGAAGAAAUUAUCAGAAUUGAAAGAAUUGAUCAAGAUGCUCCAGAAUUUCCAUUUGGAAAUCAACCUAUUACUUUGUUCAAUUUAUUAGAGAAGUACUUGGAUAUUCAAGGAACUCCACGCCGAUAUCUAUUUGAACUAUUGAGCCAUUUUGCCACUGGAGAAGAAAAAGAACGAUUAGAAUACUUUGGAUCAGCAGAAGGCACCACAGAUAUGUAUCGUUACAAUCACAAAGAAAAGAGAACCUAUAUUGAGUAUUGGAUGAUUUUCCAACUGCACAACCCCCUUUGGACUAUCUAUUGGAUUUGA